Ceraceosorus bombacis is the source of this 1661-nucleotide messenger RNA. NCBI's taxonomy places the organism in Eukaryota, Fungi, Basidiomycota, Exobasidiomycetes, Ceraceosorales, Ceraceosoraceae. The record is from the annotation of a GenBank genome assembly.
AUGAUUCCCCUCACAUCAGUCCGCAGAGCGGCGAAGGUGCGCUGCGGUGUUGACCACCCUGGCGCUGUGUGUGCGCGAAGCACACGACUGACCUCCGCGUUGAAGCAGUGUGAGCACAUGCGUUUGCACGCCGCGUCACGAAGCUGCGACUCCGCGUUGCGAUGGGCUGCUAAGACUACAUUGGCUGCGCGGGCGCAGUACACGGAUCCCUCGAAAACCCAUGACAGGUGAGCACGACGCGGCAUUCAUCUGACGGUCCUACGCGUUCUUUUGUGUAUAUGCUAGUCGAGUGACGCAAAUGUCGCGCAUAACAAGCCACGUGCGCGAGAAUGUCCUUAGGCGGGCUCACGCGCAUUCCAUUGAUUCGCGAUUUCGACAUCUUCCUUUACCGCGACGCGAGAGCACAUCAUCUCUCGCACACACAGCCACUAUCCCCCACCAAUCUCGUUGCGAAGCUGUACCAGCCCCCAACAUUCCAACAUGGUGCGUCUGCCAGUCUCGCCGUCGCUGUCACGCAACCUACUGACCCUUUCGAGCCCGCUCGCAGCGUCCGCUCUUGUUGUCCGGACACGAGAGAGCGCUGAACCAGAUCAAGUUCAACAGAGAAGGCGAUUUGCUCUUUUCCUGCUCCAAGGAUCAGGUGGUCAAUGUCUGGUACUCUCACAAUGGAGAGAGACUAGGAACGUACGAGGGAAACAAUGGUAGCGUAUGGAGCAUCGACCCAGAUUGUGAGUAUGCGCCUGUGGGCUUGGCAUUCCUCCCCCCCACCCUUGCCUGACACCAGCGUCGCCACUACAGACUCUUCAUCCUUGCUGGUGACGGGAUCAGCGGCCAACCAGAUGAAGUUGUACGAGGUUUCCACUGGCAAAUGUCUCUAUACGUGGGAGUUUGACACUGCCGUCAAGUGCGUCGCAUUUUCAGAGGACGGCACGCAGGUGCUAGCAAUCACAGAGCAGAGGAUGGGUUUCCGGGCAACUUUGAAAGUUUUUCGCAUCAACCGAGAUGCAGAGACGUGGACGCAGCAAUCGUCGGAGCCGAUCAGGAACAUUACGUUCAGCGGUCCCAAAGCAACCGUGGCUGCUUGGGCGCCUGCUGAUCAGUACAUCAUCACUGGGCACGAGAAUGGAAAGGUGGCAGCGUAUUAUCACGAUGAAAAGGAGCCAGAGAGCGGCAUGGAUGCAGAGUUGGAGGAGAAUAGCGUGAAUGCGCACCCAGAUGCGCAGGUGACGGAUCUGCAGCUGAGCGCCGACGGCACGUAUCUGAUCACUAGCAGCAAAGACAAGACUGCCAAGCUGAUCGAUACAAAGUCGCUCGCCAUCCUCAAGACCUACACCACCUCUACGCCUCUCAACAGCGCUGCCAUCCAUCCGACUCGACCGUACGUCAUCAUCGGGGGAGGGCAGGAUGCGAUGAAUGUCACAACAACGAGCGCGAGGCAAGGUCGUUUCGAAGCUCGAUUCUGGCACAAGGUGUUCGAGGAGGAAUGCUCCACCAUCGCUCAGCACUUUGGACCCAUUCACUCCAUCAUCAUCCACCCCAGCGGCAAGUGCUUUGCGUCGGGCGGAGAAGAUGGCUAUGUGAGGGUGAAUUGGUUCGACCAGGCAUUUUUCACGGUCAAGCCUUAUGGCCCUGCGCUCGACUUGUCGCCCGAGGAUAACUAG